Ornithodoros turicata is the source of this 6420-nucleotide messenger RNA. RefSeq lists its product as uncharacterized. The transcript has 2 exons. The record is from RefSeq and is a predicted model, not a curated record. Gene Ontology annotation, molecular function: DNA binding. Bases 2245 to 6129 code for a protein of 1294 amino acids. Lineage: Eukaryota; Metazoa; Arthropoda; Arachnida; Ixodida; Argasidae. Gene Ontology annotation, biological process: DNA integration; DNA recombination.
CAAUUAUGAACAGCAUAAGUGUCCCAAAUCAGGGCAGGUAACGAUAUCAUUCGAGAUUAUGGUUGGCUCGGAGCGUGCUAUGCGGUGAAGUUCAUUUUUAAGAGUGUAGUAUGCGUAAAAUGGUGUUAGUAGCAGAUCAUUGCAACAGAAUGAGAUCUUGCCCUCAGUGUCAGUCUUUUGUCAGUCUGUGGCAGCAAACUGACCAGAAUCCGAAAACUAGGAAGAAGAAAAAGAAAAGAAAAAAACUGGACACCACACAUUACAAGCCAGAGAUGUUCUUAAAAAAAACUAAUGAUAACAAAACGACAACACUAAUGAAAGGAAAUAAUAACAAAAAAAGAAAACCAGCUUUGAAACUUCGUAUACCAAAACGAACCAAGCGCAUACGCGUUUCUGCUUCAACUUUUGUGUCGUCUGCUUUCUGCUACACGACGCGUAUUCGUUCCUAUAGUGCACGUGGAACGGGUUCUUUCUGCUUUCGCCUGGGGUAUACUGCAAAUGAUUUUGACAAAUGACCAUUGAGCUAACUUUAUUGCAGUGUUGUAAUCGUGUGCGUAGUGUUCGCAAAAUUUUACUUACGCUUUCGGUUACGUAAUACGCGUCGCAAUGCGGUGUCGUCUGCUGUCCAUGCUGCACAAUCCGCCUAAAUCCACACAGCGUUUCCCUUUUUAAAGAGACAACCCGAGCGUAUCCGUUCUCCAUGUGUCCACUUUUGGGUACUCUUCUGCGGCCUUGGUGAUGCUGUGGACAUGGCUGGUUAUAUGGUCACUUGUCGUGAUAUGUAUUCAAGGUACGCGCUGCAGUACCUCAGCCAUCUUCGUUUAAUUGAAAGUUGCACUGGUUUGGUCAACGUCCAACGUGAAAGUGACAUAAACAGUACACGGUGUAUGUUGUUCAAAUAUUUAUUGGGGAACAUAUCGAGACACAUUGGGUCUGCGGCCACGCUGAGGCGGGUAAUGAUUGCAGUGAGGGAGAGAUUGUGCAUCCUGGGCGGACUUCACAGGGAGCUAGUGCGUGAUAUGUGAGCACACAUUAGACGGUGUACACACCUCUUUCCACGUCCCCAUGACCACACUCAUGCUGCACUAAUUGUGGCUUUCAAUGGCUUGCUUCGUUGGCAUUGCUGGUGCAUGUGUCCGAACUAUAGAAAAAGGUGGAUCAUGAUUUCUUUCCACGUCUUAGUAAAGCAGGUCGGAGACCUAGCGCAUUGAACUACGAUACACCCGCAUUUGUUAGCAGACGACAGGUCACCAGCAUUUUGUCACGCUUGUAUAGUGCUUUUCUAAAGGGAGAUCCUGAUCCUGAUACGAAUAGUUCCACAGAUAUAUAUAUUUAGGAAUUGAUUGCCUUUGCGAGCUGCUGUAAAGCACUUAUCUUUCCCGUGCCCUUAAUGUUUCUCUGAAAUGCCCUUAAUUGAAAAAUUACUAGCGAAUCUGAAAGGCGCGCGAAAAUGUGGACCAACAUAUAACGCUUUCAAAACUAUAUCGAAAUCGCAUAUAUUCGCUGUUUUUUUGUACGGGUUACUGGGAAACUGUUCGACUGCAUAUAGCAGCUUGUGCAAUAUCGCCUUCAUCAAAUGUGCUAUAGGGCCAACCUCGGGGUUGUCGCGAAGUAAGCCAAUUAAACUACGAAUUUUAGCACCCAGAGUUGACGAAAUUAAAGGUUUUUACGGGAUAUUGUAAUAAUCGGGGAUCAAAAUGAGGUCUGCGGUUUGCAGAAUACGUAGUGAUAGUUAAUAAUUUGGACGUUGCUUACAUAUAUAUGUCGUUCCAGCUUUCAAACGAACAUGCAUUUUGACCUCGCAAAUGCGUGAAAUACAAUAAGGCAGCAGGUCAGUACAUAGUCUGCUUUUGACUGAAUUUUGUGCCAGAAAGAAAUUCGUGUUGGUGAAACAAUUUGACCUGGUAUCAAUACGAGGAAAUUGGUGCGAAAAUUAUUCGGCUGGUUUGAGUUCUGUGAGAGUUCAUCUCGUCGAAUGUGCCCGUCUGCUGGUGAAAGCAGUGUUGGCUGGGAAUUAUAUAUCAGUAUCCUCCAGCACUUACUAUCAUGUUUCACAUAGCAUUUCCCUCAUGUUUCCGCUACCUACAGCCGUUUCAAAGAUUUGAGAAAACAACCCUGGUCUGCCUCACUCUCUCCACUUUUUUGUCCCACUUUGCCAUCUUUCCUCUUGGCUUCGUGCCGUACAGUCGUUUCCUGUUUACACUCGUCACUCUGUUUCAGAGUUAGGCAUUUUGCCCAUCCGUCAUGACUUCUCCCAAGAAGGAUGAGAAGUCUCGCCUGGAUUCAGUGGAGCAAAACAUGUCAUCCAUGCAACAGGGAAUGUCUACAAUGCAGCAUGAAUUGACUGGCAUCUCAGCCCUGCUACAUAAUCUCCUGGGCAACCAGGAUGUAAUCAUCGAGGGUCAUGAAGAGGUGCCCAUAGUGGAUGAUGUGGCACACCAAGAAAGCAAUGCACAGGAUCAAGAUGGCCAGGACCUUGAACUCCUUGAGCAGGUCGGCGCUCCCCCUCUCCAGGAGCAUGCAGAGCCACCUGUUGAUGACGAAUCACCAGCUGACCCACGAGAGCAACCAGGGACUGCAUUUUUGCUCCCCCAGCCGGAGGAUUCCUCCACCUCUUACCCUGCAGAGGUGGCGGACUUCAUCUCUCGGUCGUGGACUCUGGAGGGCAGGUCGGAGAGGUCUAAGAGGCCAAAAGGCACGCCUACACUUAAAUUGCCCUGCCUCCAGACCCCAAUCCUGGACCGUGAGAUUCAAACAUUCGGGGCCGGUCGCUGCUUUCCUGUCAACAUUUCACGGGACAGGAAGCUGCAGCAUAUACAAGAGGCCUUCACAGAGGCCCUGGAACCCCUAGCCAUGCUCCUCACGGCCACUGUUGAUGGACCCCCCUCAAAGGCCACAGUGGCAGCGGCAGUGGCAAGGGCUACCGCGUUAGUGGCACACGCCAAUGCUCUGAUGACCCGCGAAAGGCGGGAGUGGGCCCUGACCACAUUCCCGGACUCGAUGAAGAGCCUUAUUCCAGGACUCCCGGAGCCAGCGGGGGAGGACACCGGCCGCUUGUUCGGCCGGCAGUUCCUAACCCUUUUACAGGAGAAUGCGCAGUUGCUACGCUCACUAGACACCGCAGUGGAGGCGGGUCUGCAGAGGCCAGCAGGUGACACUCUCCCGAUGACAUCCAAGCGCCUGAGGCUACCAUUCAGAAGCCAGCUGUCCCGACAGCCCUUUCCGUAUGCCCCCCCCUCGCAUACAAGCUUCAGAGGGCGGGGGUAUGCUCGUCGCGCCAACGGUAAGUUCCUCAACACUACCUUCCUCCCAAAUCAAAACUGCGGGCAGAAUAGCACAGUGUCUUCCGGAAUGGUUAAAGUUGUCUCAGGACCCUUGGAUCCUCCAAGUAGUUCAGGGUUACCGUUUAGACCUUCUUGGAGUCCCCCACCAGCCCUCUCGUCCCCCAGCUCCAGCUAUGUCCCUUGCUCAAUCACACCUGGUCGAAGAGGAGGUAUCCGCGCUCAUUGCAAAAGGGGCUAUAUCAGCAAUUCCAUGCAAGGAGGCCACAUUUGUAUCUCCCCUGUUUCUUGUCCCCAAGAAAGACGGAGGGGUUCGUCCGGUCCUCAACCUCCGCCACCUGAACCACUUCAUAAGGUACGAGCACUUCAAAAUGGAAGGCUGGCACACAGUGAGAUCCUUAAUCUUGCCGAACGACUUCAUGACACGGAUAGAUCUAAAGGAUGCCUACUUGUCGGUCCCAAUCCACGUCAAGCACAGGAACCUUCUUUGCUUCCACUGGCGAAUGUGCAUGUAUCAAUGGAACGUCCUCCCAUUUGGCCUCUCCUCAGCGCCAAGGGUAUUCACGAAACUCCUCAAACCAUUCGUGGCCUUCUUUCGAUCCCAAGGAGCAAGGCUAGUGAUUUAUCUCGACGAUAUUUUGCUCUUUCACCAAACCGCGUCAGACCUUCUAGCAUUAACCACGGAAGUGGUGGCAAUGUUGUCCUCCCUCGGAUUUCUGGUGAACAUGACAAAAUCGCAAACAGUACCGUGUCAGUCACUCCAAUUCCUCGGAUUCGUUCUAGACACAUGUUCCAUGCAGAUAUCCCUUCCUCUGGAAAAGAGGAAUUUGCUGUUGGAUGCCAUACAGGAACUCCUACAGAAGAAAGUGGCGUCCGCCAGACAACUGUCUCGAGUAAUAGGGAAGCUCAAUGCAACGGUCCUAGCAGUUUUUCCAGCUCCAUUGUACUACAGGGCCCUCCAACGCCUCAGGAACUCCACUCUUUUGCACGGAUCCUGGGACUCUCAGGUUCAUCUAUCCAAGGUUGCCCUGGAGGAGCUCACCUGGUGGGUGACAAAUAUCCACUGUUGUCUGGGUCGCUCCUUGCUAGAGGACCAGAUUGUUCGAGUAAUUCAGUCGGACAGCUCCCUAUCUCGGUGGGGAGCAGUUUGUGGGGAGGAAACAAUUGGAAAUCUGUGGGGCCCCCUGGAGGGCAGCAUGCAUAUCAACGAUCUCGAGCUGAAAGCAGCCUUUCUUGCCCUUCAAGCUUUUACCAAGGACCUCAAACAGGGCUGUGUCCUACUUCAGAUGGACAAUACGGCGGCGAUAGCAGCAAUCAACAAGCUCGGCAGUGCGCGAUCUAUAACACUUUCAACCACAGCUCGCGACCUCUGGUCUUGGUGCUUCCAACAGGGGAUUUCAGUCAGGGCAGAGCACAUUCCAGGCAGGCUGAAUACCCAUGCAGAUUGGGCAUCUCGUCACCUCCUCGACAGCAGCAGUUGGCAGCUGCUUCCUCUGGUCUUUGCACAAAUCAAACACCUCUGGGGCCCAUUUGGAGUGGACCUGUUUGCCGACCACACAAAUUACCAACUGCCAAUUUUUUACAGCUGGAAGCCAGACCCACUGUCGAGUGGAGUGGACGCCUUUACAAAGGACUGGAGCGGGAUGUCCAAGUACGCAUUCCCACCUUUUGCCCUGAUAGGGCGCUGCCUUCAGAAACUCCAAUCCUCUCGACUGAUCCUGUGCUUGAUCACCCCAGUUUGGCCAACACAGCCCUGGUACCCGUCCCUCCUCCAUUUAGCAGUCGACUUCCCACGACUCCUCCCCCACUCUCCCAACCUGCUACUGAACAGAGCAAACGCUGGACACCCCUUAAUUUUGAGAGAUGGUCUUCGGUUAGCAGCUUGGAGGGUAUCCAGCGACCCCUCCCACCAAGUCAAUUUUCUCAGUCAGCUGCCGCUCUCCUCUCAGCAGCCUGGCGACCAAACACCAAAGCGGUCUAUACGGCAUGUUGGAAAAGGUGGUCUAGCUGGUGUGGUAGGCAGCAGAUUAAUCCACUUUCUCCCUCUCUAACCGAAUUUGUCAACUUCUUAGCAUCUCUCCAUGAUGAAGGCCUCUCGUAUAGAACCAUUGGAUGCUACCGUUCAGCUAUCUCUCAGUCAGUCAACUCGGUUGAUGGUCAGGACUUAGGGACACACCGUGUAGUUUCAAAACUACUAAAGGGUAUCUUCAACACUUCACCUCCACAGACCAGGUAUGCUGAACUCUGGCCAGUAUCACAGGUCACGGUCUACUUGCGGUCUUUGGGUAACAACUCUGACCUGGCUCUAACCAUGUUGUCUUAUAAGCUGUGCAUGCUCUUGGCCUUGUCCACUGCAGGUAGAUCAGCAGACCUAGCCCUGCUGUCGACUCAAAUUCUGUCUAAAUCGCAAGGCGGUUGGACCUUGGCCCUAAUGGGGGUCAGGAAGACCUCACGACCAGGUCACCAUUGUGGCUCUAUGCUCGUCCCUUCUCUGCCUCCAGAGGAACUUCUGUGUCCAGUAUCUUGCCUUCAAAGAUACUUGAAUUUGACAAAACCACUCAGAGGCACAACACCCCAGCUCUUAAUUUCCACACGUAAACCUCACAGAGCAGCCUCUAGGGACACAAUUGCUCAAUGGUUGAAGCGAGUUCUUAAAGCAGCAGGUAUAGACACACGACACUUCUCUGCCCAUUCCACACGUGGUGCCUCGACUUCUACAGCCAUGCAGAAGGGUGUAUCGAUUGCUGAGAUUUUGAAUGCAGCAGACUGGUCAUCUGAAUCUACCUUUCGGCGCUUCUAUCACAGGUCGUGCACGACCACAAACUUUGCCUCUCAAGUGCUGAGCUAAGCGUUGAACAUGCUAUGUGAAACAUGAUAGUAAGUGCUGGAGGAUACUGAUAUAUAAUUACCAGUUUUAACGAAUGGUACUUACCUGAAGUUGAAGCUGGAAUUAUAUGAAGUAUCCGGAAGCACUUACUAUCAUGGGGAACACUCCCACCCUUCACCCGGCCCUUAGUGUCAUUAAUGUUUUGGCAUUCAUACUUUACAGCUACCUCUACCUUUCGAGGCAAUGCACGGCCACACCAAGCUCCCAGGAACUAACCAGAUCUGAACACAAUAAAUUUUUUUUAAGCUUCAA